Mollisia scopiformis is the source of this 1205-nucleotide messenger RNA. RefSeq names its product RCC1/BLIP-II protein. Bases 21 to 1109 code for a protein of 362 amino acids. The transcript has a single exon. The record is from RefSeq and is a predicted model, not a curated record. NCBI's taxonomy places the organism in Eukaryota, Fungi, Ascomycota, Leotiomycetes, Helotiales, Mollisiaceae.
CGAGCUCAAUAUUUACAAUAAUGACGACAAUCUAUGCAAUAGGGUCCAAUGGCUCUGGUCAGCUUGGGAUUGGACAUAAAGAAGAUGUCUCGGUUCCCAAACAAGUUCUCUUCGCCAAUGAUCCCGACCAACCCAUCACUCAAGUAAAAGCAGGAGGCAAUCAUACUCUUUUAUUAUCCUCUGGUACAUUGUAUUGUUCUGGGGAUAAGACUACCGGGGCUUGUGGAAUCGUUUCUGGGACAUCAGAGAACGAUAUUCGAUUCUACCAGUUGCGCCUUACUUCCGAAGACUCGACACUCAACACGACUCCAACCGUUUUCUGUGCUGCUACCUGGGAAGUCACUGUCGUUGUUCAAAAGGACGAACACGGACGUAACACUCAGCUUUAUACCCUUGGGAUUGGCAACAAAGGAGAACUCGGCCAAGGAGAGUUUUUAUUCCGCUCCGCCAAAGCCUCGCUUAUCAACAAUUUCCCCCCUGACAAUCUCGAAGUAGUCGAUUUAGCUGCUGCUGUAAGCCAUGUAGUUGUGGUCCUGAGCAAUGGGGAUGUCUACGGAUGGGGAAGCGGUAGAAAGGGUCAACUAGGCCAACCUGAAGGUAUCGUCCACAGCCCGAGGAAGAUCUCGCAGUUGGAUUUCAAAGUCGUCAAAGCAGUAUGCGGAAGAGAGUUCACAUAUCUGCUUGGUGAGCCUACAAGUGGACGAUACACAAUUCUCGGAUCUGACAAGGCUGGCGUGAAGUCUUCGGCCCCAGAAGAUGUGCGUCAGUGGAAGGAUGUGGGAGCAAGUUGGGGCAGUGUUUUUGUCCUCAAACAGGAUGGCACACUCCUAUCAUGGGGCAGAGACGAUCAUGGGCAACUCGCCCCAGCUGGACUUCCACCACUAUCGCACAUUGCGAUUGGUAGUGAACAUGGCCUUGGACUUACCAAAGAUGGAGAAGUUCUUGUCUGGGGUUGGGGAGAACAUGGGAACUGCGGGCCAGAUACAACAGAUGGGGAUGUACAAGGGAGAUGGAAUGUCAUUGCAUCCUCCAAAUAUCUACCAGCAGAGAGCAAGAUCUCUAGUAUUGGAGCUGGUUGUGCUACUAGCUGGAUUUGUCUUACUACCUAACAUGCCCCGGCCGGUUGAUCAGCAAGCAACGAACAAUGCAACUGUCGUAGGUUGGGCAAGCAAUCAGGAAAAGGCUUCUCAAUUCGCGCUAAUCGU